UACUGAAUCCGUUACCGCAUUAACCAUUUAGACGUGUCGAAACGGGUAUCAGGGCCAAUGUAAUAUUUGGGCUUGCUGUUCAUAGCUUAAAUUAAGAGAAAAAAAUUAAUAAAAAAGUGAAAAAGUGUACAAAUACGUUUUUGCUAUUAUUUUACCGGAUUAUAUUAUUCCCGUGUAAUAUUAAAGAAAAUAAUUGAAGGGGCUGUUGGCAAAUAUAAUGAUACACGUGAAACAAUGGUUGUGUAUUUUCCUCUUAAUAUAUACCAGAUCAGAAAUGGUCUUAUCACUGGACAAAUUGGACACAUUCUGUGGCGAUUGGAUAAAUGCCGACGAGUUUUGCAAGAAUAUUUUAAACAACAGUACGUGCAAUAAUGGCCAAUGUGUGUGUGGAGCAGGGUACCAGGAAAUUGAUGACAAAUGUGUUAAAGAUGAUAACUUUUGGACAAGAAAAAAUGUUGAUACAGAAUAUAUUUUCACAGAAGAAACAGAUGAGAACGUCUAUGAAAUGUCGCAAAUGAAUCAUGAAAGCGAAACAGAUCAGUACCUUGCAAGGUUCAGGCGAGAAGACGCAGUGAUUGAAGGAACAGGGAUGGGCCCUGAGACAGCGUUUCUUUUCGCAAGCGGUGAUCAAGAAGGAGAUAGCAGAUUGGCAGGAACUGACGACGGUUGCGUUAAGAUAAAAUUGGACGUCAAAGUCCCUUUCCGGGGAAAAAAGUUCAGAAAAAUAUAUGUAUGUGCGAAUGGGAUAAUUUGUUUCAAAAAACCGUAUCACAACCCCACACCACCAAGAAAUAACGUGACAGAAGAUUACUUGAGGAACAGAUACUGUAUUUGUCCAUUCCAUAUGGAUAUUGACGUUACGUCAAGCGGCGACAUCUAUUAUCAAGGAUAUGACCUCGCAUCUGUUUCCGACACACACCCAAAUGUUGUUAUGGCAAGGCAGCUGGUUAACAACAUAUAUAACUUGGAUUUUUCCGAUAUGUUGUACAUGUUAGUUGUGACAUGGUGGAUCGUUCCUCGGUCUGGUGGACUAUCAAGCGAGAGAGUAAGUUUUCAAGGAACCUAUGUGACAAAUGGAAGAAAAGCCUAUGCUUUUUUUGAUUAUGGCAAUAUGGCAUUCUUGUCUGGAUGCCCAUUCAUUGGUAUUUUCAUAGAUGGAACAGCUGAAGGCUUAGAUAACAAUGCUGAUUGUUCUUUCCUCAGACGGGCUGAUUUAAAUGUCAAUUUUGGAAAUUACGAAGGAUUUACAACGUUUGACUUGUCUGACCAGGAGAGUAGCUACGAAGCUGAGUGUAAACUGUGGUACAAAAGUGAGAAGAGUUCACGUUCUUUUUAUCGGGCGGUCUUAAACGCCAUGCCUGACUGUCCGUGCUCUUUGUGGGAGCUCCGGUGGGAUGGACGUUUUUUUGUUGUUUCAUUUGACGUUACCACAGGCGUAGUUACAGCAGCACUAUGGUCCUUCCGGUUUUUUCCAUAUGGAAAGACAUGUACAUACACCUGGUUCGGAGGGUUCGGAUUCUUCGGAGCUUUCAUUGGAUGGGGGAGUAAUGUUGGGACAUUUAAUGCAUACAAUCAGCUUAUUUACCCCAAUUUACAUGAAUAUCACGAUCUUUACUUUAAAGACGUCUGCUGCAGUAAAACAAACCUAUGUCGUCUAUAUUAUAAAGUCAGACCGCGUGUUCAGAGAUGUAGAUGGUUCCGGUGGUUUUGGGGCUGGGGCUGGGGUGAUCCUCAUUUUCUCACCCUUGACAAUCGCAAUUAUACAUUCAAUGGAUAUGGAGAGUAUCUGCUUGUUCAGCAUAUAAACACGACUGAUUCUACAGAUUCGAAAUUCCAAAUUCAAACCAGAACUGAGCUGGCCCUAAACGAAGAUGGCACGUUCACUGAUGCUACGAUAUUUUCUGGCUUUGCGAUUCAAACCGGAUCAGACUGGGUUCAAGUAGAAUUAAAUGACAACAAGACCGGAAUAAAACUCUAUGCGGGAUCAAAUAACACUAACUGGGCAGAAUACACACAAGAUUUCGACCAAAAUGCGCUCUCCUAUACAGAAGGCGGACUUAUCCUAAGUCGUGAAAAUGACACAGUCGUGGCAAAGUUUACAAUAGGUCUUCAGUUCCAAGUGACACAGAGCAAUGGCGUUUUACAGUAUGGCAUAUCACUGAGAGAUGAAUUUCAAGGUCAAACUAUCGGGUUGCUAGGCAACUUCAAUAACGAUACUGCAGAUGACCUAAUACCAAGAGGGACUUCAUCUCCACUUGAAUCACCAGAUGAAAGUGAAAUAUUUAACUUUGGACAAACAUGGAUUACCUCAGCCGAGGAAAGCAUUUUCAAAUACUUUAGUGAAAAGAGCCAUGCCGACUACAGUUUUCCAAACUUCCAGCCCAAAUUUACUGCUGAUCUUAAUCAGACGCUUGUUGCCGAGGCACCAGGUGUCUGUGGAGCUGACAACACUCAGUGCAUUUAUGACUAUGCAGUUACUGGAAACAAGGCUCUGGCAGAAGAUUCGAACUUAGCUAUAGAAAAGGCGGAUGAAACAGAAGCAAUAGCCAUAAAUGCAGUUCCUGUCCUUAAUAUUACGAGUGGAUCAACAGAGAUAGAUGACGAAAAUUAUGUGUAUGUGAAUGUAAAUGAGAACAAAACAAUCGGGCUAAUUGCGGAAGAUGACGGAACAUUGACUUUCGAACUUUUUAAUACAACUGCAAAUGUUGCCAUAGGUACAUCUGCCAAUGAUGGAUCUUUUGAAAUAUAUCUCACUGUUGAGAACACCGAUCCUGUUUCUCUCUGCUUGGUAGCAAAGGAUAAUCUGGGAGCAUAUUCCCCGAUACUUGAGUUUGUAAUUGUACUGUGUACAGGGUGUAACUCACAUGGUGUGUGUGACAACAAUGUGAUACGAGAAGAUACAAGAGAGACAGAUUAUUUUAAGUAUGCUACGUGCAACUGUGAAGCUUAUUGGGACGGUGAUGACUGUGAGGACGACUAUGAUGGUUGUGUUGGAGCUCCAUGUGCAGGUCGUACAUGCAUUGACACUCCAGCAGAUCAGAACAAAGCAAACCCUAGCCUGGACGCAUUUUCAUGCGGCCCGUGCCCAACUGGGUACGAAGAAGAUGGCUUUAAAUGUAUAGACACCAACGAAUGCACGAACACAUCAACGUGCGAUCAAACCUGUGAAAAUACAGAGGGUAGCUACUUUUGUCAAUGUAACAGUGGAUACAGACUUGCAGAAAAUGGCAGAGAUUGCAUGGAUAUAAAUGAGUGUGAAGAAUCAACCAGUGGGUGUGAACAGAUAUGUACCAACACAGAUGGAAGUUUCGAUUGCUCCUGUUUCACUGGCUUCACAUACAAUGAAGCGACCCCAGCAUGUGAAAAAGACAGUGUACCACCGUCAGGAUGUGACUUGUUGGACUGUUCCCAGGCGGAAGGGUGUACACUUAAUGAAAGCAGUCAGGCUGUAUGUUUCUGUAAUGCUGGGUAUAAGCUUCUGGCUAACAAUACAUGUACAAAUAUAGACGAAUGUAAUGCCAGUCCCUGCGCACAGAUAUGUAAUGACAAUGAAGGCAGUUUUACAUGUAGUUGUUAUGCUGGGUUCAAGUUGCAAGCUGAUCAAACAUCGUGUGAACCUUGUGAAUUUCCAAAUUUCGGCGAAAACUGUGCUGAUGUAUGCGGCUGCACACAAGGCUCGACAUGUGACUCCGUCCAUGGCUGCAUCUGUAAAGAUGGCUGGAAUGGAACUAACUGUGAUAUUGAUGUCGACGAAUGCGAAGAUCUUAAUAUUUGCGAGGAUAGCAACAGAGAAUGUGUAAAUUCGGUAGGCUCCUACACGUGCGACUGCCGCUCCGGAUACCAGCUAGAAAAUGAAACAUGUGUGGACGUGGAUGAAUGUAGUGACGUAGCUCUCAACACUUGCGAGAAAAAUUGCACCAACACAGAAGGUGGCUUUUCGUGUAGUUGUCCAGAAGCCUACAUUAUUGACCCGGCAAAUGACACAAGAUGUAUUGAUUUUGAUGAAUGUGAUGCGAAAGUCUCUGAAUGUGAUCAAGUCUGUGUAAAUAGUGUCGGAAGAUACAGCUGUGAUUGCAAAGCCGGAUAUAACUUGAACGCGGACAGAAGGACGUGUAGCGAAGUUAUAUUAGAUCAUUGUGCAAACUUUACGGAUGUAAGCUGUACACAGAUCUGUUCAGUUGUUAAUGGGGCACCACAAUGCUCCUGCAAAAUUGGAUAUAAUCUUGGCGCAGAUAAUCAGUCUUGCAUUGACGUUGACGAAUGCGAUCCGGCCCUGAAUUUGAAUAUGUGCAGUGAGAAUGACACAUGUGUCAACUUCAAAGGAGGUUAUAGUUGCUCAUGUAGUCCGGGGUUCAAACUGGAGAACGACCAGAGAACAUGUAAAGCAUGUGAUUCCGAGCAUUUCGGAGAGAGUUGCGCAAAUGAAUGUGCUUGUGGAGUUGGUGCGACUAGGUGUGAUUCUAAGACAGGAUGCGUCUGUGAGGAAGGCUGGAUAGGUGAAAAGUGUUCCAUUGACAAGAACGAAUGUGCAAACUUUCCGUGCACAGGAGAAAACGAGGAAUGCACAAACACACUUGGGUCAUACAGUUGUACUUGUAAGAAAGGGUAUACACUGGACAAUAAUGUAUGCAAAGAUGUGGACGAGUGCACUGACACACCGGAAGUCUGUAGUCAGACCUGUGAGAACAACCCUGGGAGCUACACCUGUAGCUGUAAGCCUGGCUUUCUUCAAGAUGGAGCGAACUGCAAUGACAUAGACGAGUGUCAAGGUCAACAUGAAUGCUCACAGAUUUGCGCAAACAACAUCGGAAAUUAUCGCUGCACUUGCAAUGAAGGAUAUCACCUUGAUCUUACAGACAGGACCACGUGUAUACCGGACAAUGCAUGUGAUCCAAGUCCGUGUGGGCUAAACACCGAGUGUGCAGUUGUCAAUAAUGUGGCGACCUGUUCCUGUAAGGCUGGUUUCAAAUUCGUAUCUGGAUCGACCACGACAUGCGAAGAUAUCGCUGAAUGUGAUGGAGACCCAAACCCUUGCUCACAGCAAUGUUCCGAAACCAGUGGCGGAUAUGAGUGCUCAUGCAACUUAGGAUAUAAGUUAGAUGCUGACCUGUCAACAUGUUCUGUUUGCACCAAAUUCAAAUAUGGCGACAAUUGUACACAGGAUUGCACUUGCAAUACUACUAACACAUUGUCCUGCAACAAUGUCAAUGGCACGUGUAACUGUAAUGACGGUUGGAGCGGAGACACAUGCGACACUGACGUCAAUGAGUGUGAAGAUCUGGCAGUUCACAACUGCACUGCCAACUCUCAGUGCGUUGAUACUCAAGGCUCGUUCGUUUGCAAGUGUGAUGCCGGUUACUUCAAAUCUGGAGAUGGAACUUGUCAAGUUUGUGGUGAAGGAACGUUUGGAGUUGACUGUGCCAGCGAUUGCACAUGUGUUGCUGGUAACAUUGACACCUGUAAUGCUGUGGAUGGAUCAUGUGUAUGUCAAGCUGGUUGGGAAGGUUUGACCUGUAGUCAAAAUAUUGAUGAAUGCACGGAAAACACGUUCACGUGUCCAGAUAAUUCCACAUGUGAAGAUACAGAUGGUUCAUACCGAUGUAACUGUGAUGCUGGAUUUAUCAAGACCAUCAACAUGACAUGCGAAGUUUGUGAGCAAGGAUUAUUUGGAGUUAACUGCAACGAUGUAUGUUCAUGUGUUUCUGGCAAUACAGAAUUAUGUAAUACUGUAAAUGGUUCGUGUACAUGUAAAGCUGGCUGGGAAGGAAAUACCUGCAGUCAAAAUAUAGAUGAAUGCACGCAAAACACGUUCACAUGUCCGGAAAAAUCUACAUGUCAAGACACGGACGGUUCAUAUGUCUGUAACUGUGACACGGGCUAUACAAAGACUAAUGAUGGAAAAUGUGAAGAUACUGAUGAAUGCACGACAGGUUCCCAUAAUUGUACACAGAAGUGCACCAAUACCAUUGGUUCAUUCAACUGCUCAUGUGAUGUAGGCUAUUCUGGAACCGGAAACGACUGCACUCAGUGCGUUAAUAGCUGGGGAGUGCAGUGUGUAAACCCAUGCAUCUGUGACCUUGAACAGUCGUCAAGAUGUGAUCCAGUGACCGGAUGUGUAUGCAUCUCUGGUUGGGAAGGAACAGAAUGUACCGAAGACAUUGACGAAUGUGCUACAGAUCCGAAUGCAUGUGGGUUAAAUGAAUUUUGCAAUAAUACCGAAGGAAACUACACGUGCGCUUGCAACACUGGAUAUAUAAAAGAGACAAAUGUUUGUCAAGAAUGUUCGAACAACACGUAUGGUGUCAACUGUGGCACAUCAUGUAACUGUGUAAGAAGUAAUACAGUAAAUCCCACUCAGUCAUGUGACCACAUUAAUGGCACAUGCUAUUGUACUCCGUUCUGGGAAGGAGCGCGGUGUGAAACGGACGUGCACGAAUGUUUGCGCAAUACAGAUAACUGUACAAGGGAGAAUGAGGGAUGUCACAAUACAGAGGGUGGAUUCAAUUGCUCUUGCCUGCUAGGAUAUACAAGAGACAGCAAUGAUAACUGUGUCUUAGAUACAUCUCCGACUGCAACUACUCCUUCACGGCCAGCCAUGGUAAUUGUGCGUGUUGUACUGACAAUAGACAUUAUCUUGAACAACGAUUUACUGGUCUCUUUAACACACACUCUCUAUGUUGCGGAGUUCAAGUCGAAGCUUGAAAUAUUCUAUGGGAGGAAACUUGGCAAUGUUGAGUUCUAUAUCUCCAUUAACAGUAUAACAAACGGGAGUGUGAUAGCUGAUUACAAUGUGAUUGUGUUCGAGCCGUCCGUGCCGGACGUAGCUAUUGCUAAUGCCAUAUUGGCUAGGAAUCAAGAGUCAAUUGAGAUAUUUAACACUACCGGUCCAGUAACUGGAAUGAUUGUACAAAAUACCACAGUACCAGUAACCACUGGAAAUGUCACGGAUGAGCUGGUGUGCGAGGCAUAUGAAGCUUCAAUUCAUUUUUGCGAUGCUGGUUAUGCUUGUCUUGUCAAGAACGACAAGCCGUUGUGCGAGCCUGUAGAGGAAGAUAACUUCCCGCUGAUCUUCGGCCUUGGUUUCGGCAUACCGAUGUUCCUUCUGUGUGCGGCAGCUGUGCUUAUCUUCGCCGGAUACUGGCGCUACAGAAGAAAUAGAUUGCGCACGAAACGAGAAAUUUCCGACGACAGAAGCAGCUCGUUAUUUGGUCACAGAUUACCAGUACGAAUGGUCACAGGUGUGCCAGGUCCUCUACAUCCCGCGCCAGAUCUACAGGCUUACGAACCCUCAGAGUAUUCGUCUAGCGACUUCUCGGACAACCAUCGUAGAUACGACGACGCUGCAUCCGAGGACGACAGAUAUAGCCAGUCUACAUGGAAUUUCCUUUUCCACAAUACUCUUGGUACAGAAAAGUUCCAAAUCAGACGUCCAAAAGUCGAUUUAGAGCCAAGGGGUCAUCAUGCAUCAGACAACUUUUAUUGAUAUUAUGGACAUAGCUUUUAAAAAAUUUACUGAAACCAUACGAGAUUAAUACUAAAUGCGAAAUUGGCAUGAUGUUCGUAUAGUGGCAGCUGUAAUAGACUUUAGAGAGGUUGAAUUUACGUUGCGAGUGAGUUUACGCCUACUUGGUGAAUGUUUAACGAAAUAUUUAAUUCACACUCCUGCAAAACGUAAAUCUGUAAACAUUAGGGUACACAUUUUGAAAGUGUAAAGCCAAAUUACUUUGAAUUUACAACUUUCUGAUUUCUGCCACCCUUCAUACUACCUCAAACUCUCUAUUACCUCAGAUGCGAUAAUUUCAACAAAUGGCUUCGUUCCUUUAGUUAUAGACCCCUGAAAUAUUUCAAAAUUAGAUUUCAGUUUCAGUAAACUUUAUAAGCGUAUGUACACAUUGACUAGGUUUCAAGAAUGUAUUGAUACGCAAUCUUAGAAAACCAUACAUUUACAUAUUGGCAGUUAUUAAAUAAUUUAUAUCAUAAUAUAUCUGUGUUCAAAAUUGUUAUAAGAGAUAAUGCAUUGUUUUGAAUGGCCCUGGUUUUAAUACAGUUUACGAUCAACAAGUGCAUAAGUCCUUUUACUAACUUUUUAAUAUUCUGUCUCACUAUAUCUUCAACAUUAAUUUGAAAAGUUCAUUUGUGUAAUAAAAUGUUUUUACUUCUAACCUUUAGCCAGCUGUCGGCAGGUGAUUUUGCCUUCGCGACCACUGCAGACCAGGAUCAGCCUGCACAUCAUGGUCUACACUGUUCGUUAUUCAGUCAAUAAAAUUUUCAUUGAAGACCCCUUUGAUAAACAAGUGGUAACUGCCCAAACUGAAUGAUAGACCAGUCCAUUUUAGAAUUUAGCAGAGUAAAGGUUAAAAUACAAACUUGUAUUAAACAGUAAGCCGAGGGAGCCACACUGACUGAUCAUUCGAUAGACGUUACCGGCGUAGGGGUAUCGAGUACCUUUAUUAAGAAAUAUUAAGAAAUAAAACAAAAGGUGCUUGAUGAAGGCAUGUAAGGAACAGUUUUACUGUAUUUAUACAAUAUAAAUGAAAUUUGAUAGAAGGAAAUUGUGAUUAAUGAUAUUUACAAGCACUUGUCACUUUAUAUCAUUUAUAACUUGUUUACGAGAGGAAACGUUGAAAUAUUUUUACUACACAAUUACAGUGACAUUUAAUUUUUAUCAAACAUCGUUACUUUCUUACGUUCAUCUGUCAUUUCUUGCAUUUUGUUAUAAUUGACAAAUAUCUUGAUACUAAAUAUCAAAUUACAAGUGUAAAAAUUACCACAGUAUCCAUGUCCUUGCAAAACACUAGCCAAAAAGCAUAUGCAUCCAAACCGCAAAUACAUUUGCAAAGCACUGUCUAAACAACAUGUACAUUUGCAAAAGCUCUGUCCAAACCGCAUACACAUUUUGCAAAGCACUGUCUAAACCACAUACAUUUGCAAAGCUCUGUCCAAACCAAAUACACAUCCAGUUCCUCGCCUCAAAAGUUACUUAAAACAACAAAAGACUUGAAACAGAAUCUUACGUGAACUAUUGAAAUUCCUAAUUUGAUUCAAUUUAUGUUGUAUACAGUUGUACGAUUAACUGUUGCAUAUAUCUGAUACAUUAAACUAAUGUUUUAUUGAUAAAUGCAGUUUUUUCGAUGUAAAUGAGAUAUGAAACCAAAAUUUGUAGUCCUGUUUGGCGCCAUAUAACCUAUACUGUGUUGGUGCGCUGUAAAAUCCAAAUAAUAAAUAAAUAUGUCUUAAAACUCGGAACAAGACAUUGCAUUUACUCUUUGUUUACAUUCGCUUGCACAUUGCACAUAAGUUGGCACAAUUGCUCAGGCUUACCCGACUUAGAAGCACUAACUUUUAUUCUUGUGUAACACACAAGCAGCCGUCUAAUACUGUAAUACUUAAUAUAAGAAAAACAACUGCUGAUUGUGGUGAAAUAUACUAUAAGUUUAUUAUAUUUUUAUUUGGUAAUAUUUCUAUGCGUGUUUUGUGACCGGAUUGGUGUUAAAAGGCAGCUUCAGUUUUCAAUUUUGUUUGAUUUUGUAUGAGUCAUGCUUAUUAUAAAUUGUAUAAGUGUAGCAUAAUACAACUGCUUAAAUGUUUUCGUUUUAAUGGCUGAAUUUGAAAAACGGAAUUCAGCACUCCAGUUACGUAAUUAAAGAAUGUGAUUUACCCGUAAAACUGGCAAUGAUUGUAAGUUUUUACAAGAUGAAGGGAUUGAUUCACAAUGUAUUCUUUACUGUAUGUUCUGUUGAAUUACACCCAUAGCUGAAUAAAUGUUUUAUUUCGAUGUCAACUGUACCAUAACACUGACUGAUAUAGUUCACAAAUAAUAAUUAUACACAUACGUGCCAAAUUGUAGAUCACGUCACAAAUUUCCAACAUAUUCUUGCAUGCAUUUCCAAAGUCUUUAUAAAACAGUCAUAUCUUUACAGUAUUGUACCUAGUAUUUUUUCAAAAGCAUGGUUCUCUAAAGCCUAAAAUAUCACAAAACAAAGGCGUUAAAAAAAACGCCAGGGCAUCAUAGAAACAUGAUGUAUUAUUUUGAGAGAGAAUCAUUGUAUCAAAAGAAAUUAAAUGAAUAGUAAAUACAGAAUAAGAUCUUUCCAUGUACUUUAUUUUUAUGAUAGCUGAUGUUGUAUAAAAAAUGAAAAAUUUAAGCAAGGGGCAGUGUUAUUUUGCGAACCCGUUUUUUGGGUAACACCUUAAAAGAAAAUGAUAUACUUUUGACAAAAAAAACCUAUUUGCAAUAUAAUAAUUGUGUACCUAUAUUAUUAACUGUUUAUUACUGUUUAUUUGUAACAAUUAAGUAACUUUGCUUCUGUCUGUACACAGGUUUAAAUAGCUUUGGAGGAGAGGGGAUUCAUUAAUCUUUAUUAGAAUUUGUUAUUCAUCCCUUUUUGCAUUAUCUUGUCCAAAAUGUUGUUGAGAUAGAGCUGUAUUUAUAAGUGAUAUUAUACAAUUAUCGACUUUUUCAUAGGUUGAUAUCAGGAUUUAUCAACCAGAAAAAAGUUUUUGAGGGUUGAUAAAUCCUGAUAUCAACCUAUGAAAAAGUCAAUAAUUAUUUUAUUACAUGCACAGAUGUAUAGUCAGUCUUGUUAUUACAACUGUAUCUUUAAUAAAGAAAUAAGGAAUAAAUUUAGAUCAAAUCAGGUUGAUAUUGGUUUUCCAAGCACCUACUUUGAUCUAUUUUUAUCUUCGUACUAUUUAUAACCCAGGAUAAGUCGAUAUGAUAUGUACUCAUUACUUUUCAAACCGUAUUCAGCCAGUCAGAGAAUCAAUAGAAUACAGUCAUGUAAUAAUAUAAGAUAUGUUUCAAGUAAUAGAUUUUAUGUAUAGUUGUAGCGGGGAGAACUGACCGUCGCUAAGAAAUUGUAUCAUGAAAACUUUUGUUAUAAGUAAAACGUACGUUAUAAGGAAUUUAGUAUUUAACUGUUGUUAUCAUUUGUGCAGAAAGAAAGAGGUUCCUGAUCUUAAAACUGACUUAAUAUCUUAAUAACCGGAAAUAUCAUAUACAUUCUUAAUUCUUGUAGACUUUUUAUAUGCCUUACUAACGAUAUUAAAUAUGAAGUCGUUGAAAACGACCGGCAAACCCCGUUGUUGACGGAUCCAUAAUGUAUCCCGUCAUAAUCAGAAAUGUCCCGGGUAACUGCACCGUCAUUGCGUUCUGGCGACGACGUCCGAUGACGGGUGAAUGGAAGCUGACUCCGGUAGACUCACAAAUACACGUGGCACUGAGCUUAAAAAAGCAGUAGAAUUAAUACGUAAAAGUUUUUGGAAAAUAUGUAAACUGAAAAUACGAAAAUAAAAGAAGAGAAGGUAUAUAAUAAAAUGGUUAGUAAACGACUGGUGUGUGCAUUCUUGCCAUAAUGACACCUGGUGCCAUAAUUGACCGAUUGCAGGUAUGAAUUUAAGUGGGCCAUUAUAGCAAUAAGGCACGGACAAACCCUAUGUUAACCUCUUAAUAACACUUUUUUGUUGCUACUUAGAUGAUACAAUGCAUAAUAUUUAAGUGUUCGUUUGCAGAAUUUGGAACAAAAGCUGCGUGUAUCAUUCGAGGGAAGAUCUAUAUUUACAUAAUUUGGUUUAUGUAAUAGUGUUUUAAACAGAGUUGUUUUUAGACGAUUACGACAUUCGUGUUUGACUUUAUGUUUUGUAGAAGUGACAGUUUGUGAAUUUUGUUUGACAUUAAUUUUGUCUCGCAUUGAUUCUUAAUAACUUAACUGUUGAUUUACUAUCUAAGCAGCCUAUAAAAUCUUUACAGUAUAACGAAAUAUCAAUUUGUUUUAUAAGUACAGACAACCGUGCAUACAAAGAUCACUUGGAGAAGCCAAAAAGCGGUCUGUAUUACCUUAAGUAUUUCUUAAGGUUAAUGUUCACAUGAAAUGUUUUGUUCUCAAGUUUGACUGUACGUUGAAUUUAUUUUGUGCAACGUAAAAAACUGAUUGUUGAUAGAACUAAUGUAAGAUUUCUUGUUUUUACUGCUGAUAUAAUUUAUUGUUAGUGUUAUAUUGUUGUUAUCAUUGUAAAUAAUUGGGGUUUUCAAAAUAUAUUUAUUUAAAUACUU
Molecule: messenger RNA, 12052 nt
Organism: Mercenaria mercenaria
Lineage: Eukaryota; Metazoa; Mollusca; Bivalvia; Venerida; Veneridae
Product: fibrillin-1-like
Exons: 48
Coding region: 218-7483 (2421 amino acids)
Molecular function (GO): calcium ion binding
Source: RefSeq, a predicted model, not a curated record